This is a messenger RNA of Eupeodes corollae, 5382 nucleotides long. RefSeq lists its product as uncharacterized. Bases 1 to 5382 code for a protein of 1793 amino acids. Gene Ontology annotation, biological process: DNA integration; proteolysis. Gene Ontology annotation, molecular function: aspartic-type endopeptidase activity; nucleic acid binding. The transcript has a single exon. Lineage: Eukaryota; Metazoa; Arthropoda; Insecta; Diptera; Syrphidae. The record is from RefSeq and is a predicted model, not a curated record.
AUGGAAAAAUCAUAUAAGUAUGGGGAAUUGCAAAAGGGGUUACUUACAAAAGUCAUCAAAGACCUUACUAAUUUCAAAAAGGCUCCGAAGGAGCGGAGAACACCAGCAUAUGCAUCGGGACGUCUUUCAAAGCUAGAAGAAGAUCUAGCUACGUCGAAAGCCUAUCACGAGGCAAUCAUUGGUGGUGGUAUGCUGGAAGAAUAUUUAAAAAAGGAUGAAUUAUUAGUGGUCUAUGAUCAAAUGUAUGAUAUUUACCUCGAAUAUAGGGCAGAAUUGGUAGAGGCGAUGGAAAAAUCGAAAACACUUAUCGCAGGUGAUGUCCUAAUGGGUGCUCCGCCCCCUCAUUCUUCUGCAUCGUCCUCACAUUCGGCGAUUCGUCUCCCGAGGAUUGAUCUGCCCAAAUUCGACGGAUCUUACACAAACUGGCGUGCUUUUCACGACAGAUUUCAAGCUCUCGUCCAUAAAAACGCGACCCUGGAGGACAUCGACAAAUUGCAUUUCCUACAAACGUGUUUAAUAGGUGAUGCACAUCGUUUUAUGCAAAACAUUGCUGUUGAGUCUGCAAGUUAUGAAAAGGCAUGGGAACUUUUGGAAGAGCGCUACAAUCAUAAACGCAUUCUGGUGCACAUCCAAAUGCAAUCGCUUUUUGGUCAACCCUCAUUGACGCGAGAAACGGCAUCUGGUCUCAAGGAGCUCUUGUAUACAACUAGAGAAUGUCUUCUCGCUCUUGAAAAUUUGGAGGUUCCGAUUUCUUCGUGGGAUACGGUCUUGAUAUGGUUCCUUGUACAAAAGCUUCCUAGUACAAGUCAAAAAUUAUGGGAGGAAAAAUUAGGGAAUAGCAAGGACUUACCGAAAUUUGAUGCGUUUUCCGAAUUUUUAGAGACACGAUUCCGUACGCUUGAAGUUAUGGGCCAACAAGAGCUAGCUACGCCCACCAGGCGCAAAGAAGAGUCAUCUGUUAAUUCAAGGCCACGCUUUCAACCAUCGACUUCAAAGGUUUUACAUACAAAGCAUGUUGUAAAGCAUCAACCUCAGAAAAUUCCAAAGCACUUUCAAACUAGCCAAGUUCUUUGCAAAUUGUGCAACCACAACAAGCACUCCCUUAGAAAAUGCCAGCAAUUUUUGGCAAUGGACAGUGUCAAACGCCGAGAAGUAGUCCGGGGAAUCCAUGUUUGUGAAAAUUGUCUGACAUAUGGGCAUUCUCUCCAGGAAUGCCAGAGUUUGAGUCGGUGCUAUUUCUGUCAACAGAAACAUCACUCACUCCUGCAUUUGCAGCACCAUAAUAACUCUUUUCAACCUCAACAACCAGGUACUGAACAUCAGACCCAAGUCGGAACAUCAAGCCAAGGUAUGCCGUCUCAACCGAGAGUUGCCGGUUCUAGUUCUAACACAUUUCAGGCCUCAGUGAACCCGAAUGCGCCUGAGUUCCAACCAGCUGUUCGUCCACAAACUCAAAACUACCACGCGUCGCACGGUGAUCGUGCCCAAACACAUCAGGUGCUCUUAGCUACAGCAGUUGUCAAAGCGCGAGCCACGGAUGGAAGAAUUCGUUUACUACGUGCCCUGGUUGAUACAGGGUCAGAAACGUCUUUCAUAACAGAAGCUGCUGCUCGUCUGCUGAAGUUGGAAAGGCGACGUGCCAUUGUUGAGGUAUCGGGGUUGGGGUUGGUCAGCAGCGGCACAACACAGCAUACAGUCGAAGUGCAUUUUGCUUCUCGCCAUUCGACGUUUGAAACUGCCACACAGGCAUUGGUUUUUAAGUCGCUGACUGGGCAUCUCCCGGCCCAACGAGUGGUACCCAACAGUUGGAAUCACCUCAAGGGUCUUACGUUAGCAGAUCCCCAUCUCUACGAACCCGCUCCUAUCGAUUUAUUGUUUGGAAGUGAUGUUUGCGCCCAAAUACUGCUACCGGAAAUAAGAAGGUCUCCGGAUAACAAUGGACCGAUAGCGCAAAAUACGCAUUUAGGGUGGAUCGUGUUAGGGAAAGUUCCAGAGGAACUUCCCCGGCAAAUUCGAAGUUUCGUGCAGGUUACUGACCUCGGAAUCCAGCUACAGAAGUUUUGGGAGAUGGAAGAAACGCCGUUCCAGACACAUGAAACCCUAGACAACAUUGCUUGUGAAGAACAUUUUGAGAGGAAUACGACACGUUUACCAGACGGGCGUUACCAAGUCAGCUUACCGUUCAAAGAAGGCCUUCCAGCGAUGGGAUCCAGCCGUCAAGGAGCUACUCGACGAUUUCUCCAUCUCGAGAAAAGACUUGCUGCAGAUCCUAAACUUUGUGAGGACUAUUCAAAGUGCAUAAAUGAGUACAUCAAGCUCAAACACAUGGAAGAAAUAGAUGAAGAUGACACGGUUUUGGCGACCCCUUACCAUUAUUUUCUUCCGCACCAUGCAGUUUUUAAGGAAGCGAGUUCCACAACAAAGCUGAGAGUGGUGUUUGACGCAGCUUCUAAAGCUUCGGAUGGGAAAUCCCUCAACGAACAUCUUCUUGUAGGUCCAAAAUUGCAGACCAAUAUCAUUGAUCUUGUUCUCAGAUGGCGUACUCAUCGAGUUACUUUUACGGCAGACAUUGAAAAGAUGUACCGUCAAAUUAUGGUUAGUUUCCCAGACCGAUACUUUCAGCUAAUUUUGUGGAGGGAACAGAAAUCUUCGCCGAUUAAAGUCUUCAAACUGAACACUGUCACGUUUGGUACAGCGAGCGCACCAUAUCUUGCGAUUAAGGUUUUGAAGAAACUAGCCGACGAUGAAAGUCAGAAUUUUCCCGAAGGGGCGAAGGUUGUCCGUGAGGACAUGUACGUUGAUGAUCUGAUCAGUGGAGCAGAUUCCAUCGAAGAAGCCAAGAGGAAACAACAUGAAGCCAAGCAGCUCUUAGCGUCUGCGGGAUUCAACCUGAGGAAAUGGACGAGUAACUCCAAGGCUCUCCUGGAAGACAUCGCUGCUGAGGAUCGAGAACUUGAUUUUGAACUCCCGUUUAACACCUCAAAUCAUGUCAAGACACUCGGCAUCAAGUGGUUUCCACUUGACGACUACUUUUCUUUUCAAAAUCUGCAAGUUUCACCAGAAGACAUCACAAAACGGUCAAUGUUGUCCACCAUCGCUAAGCUGUUCGACCCACUCGGGUGGAUAUCACCCUGCAUCAUCACGGCGAAACUAAUGAUGCAACGCCUCUGGGAGCAUGGUUGUGAUUGGGACGAUCCAAUUCCUACUCCCUUAAAGACGGAAUGGGAAGCUUUUCAACGCGAACUUCCUCUCAUCGAACGAUUGCGAAUUCCGAGAUGGAUCGCGAAAAGCCCAUCUAAUAAGGCUGUCCAACUUCACGGAUUCUGUGACGCCUCCAUGAAAGCUUUCGGUGCAGUAGUCUACAUUCGGGUCUUAGACACGGACGAUCGAAUCCUUACCAGCCUGCUUCUCUCAAAAACAAAAGUAGCACCAAGUCAGCGAACCAUCACGCUGCCUCGCCUGGAACUCUGUGGAGCUGUUCUUCUGUCGCAGCUACUUAGUUACACCAAGGAUAUCUUGGCCAUCCCCGAUGUCGAUAUCUACGCGUGGACUGAUUCGAUGAUAGCGUUGGCAUGGAUACAAGCGUCACCAGCAAAAUGGACCACAUUCGUAUCCAAUCGUGUAUCCGAAAUUCAGCGGCUUAUACAGAUCGACAGCUGGGGUCAUGUUGCAACAUUGCAUAACCCAGCCGAUCUAGCGUCUCGAGGUGUAUUUCCGGCUGAACUGGAGUCAUUGGAUAUGUGGUGGAAUGGACCUGAAUUUUUAACGCGACAAUGGGAAUUCGAUGCUCCGCAUCGACUCAUCGACAACGACACUGAAGAAGAAAAGAAGGAUAAAAGUAAAGUGAAUGUUUUAAGUAUCAAUAUCACUCAUGGCGAUAAAAUCUUGCAGGCUAUUCACGACUCUUCCAGGUUGCUCAAAUUACUUAGAGUCGUCGCCACCUGUCGUCGUUUCACAAUAAAAUGUCGACCUAAGCUUGGUCCUAUCACAGGUCCAAUCAAUCCUGAAGAAUUAGAUGCAGCACAUCAAAUAGUGGUCAAGGCAGCACAGAAGGAGAUGUUUGGAGAUGAGAUUCAACAAAUUCUUGGAAAUGCCAAAAUUCCAAAGAAUUUACUUUCGUUAAACGCAUUUCUUGAUUCUGACGGAAUCUUACGAGUCGGGGGACGUUUAGCAAACUCCCUCCUUUCCUACGAUGCCCAACAUCCGAUACUGUUGCAGAGCAACCACCAUUUUACGAGUCUGGUUGUAAGAGAUGCUCACAAGCAAACUCUACACGGCGGAAUCCAGCAAAUGAUUAAUUACAUCCGACAACGAUAUUGGAUAGGACAGAUUCGGCGAAGCGUCAAGCACCAGUUGCAUAAAUGCCCUUCUUGCUACCGGCAAAAGGCAUCUGAAAUGCAACAACUGAUGGGAAACUUACCUGCCGCUCGAGUACGCAUAUCGCGACCAUUUAGUCACACCGGUGUUGACUAUGCGGGACCAAUCGAGAUAAAAGCCUGGAAAGCCCGUGGAGCAAAAAUACUAAAAGGCUAUUUCGCAGUAUUUAUCUGUUUGGCAACCAAAGCCAUUCAUCUCGAAGCAGUAUCAGACUUAACCACACAAGCAUUUUUAGCAGCAUUCAAACGGUUCACUGCCAGAAGAGGAAUUUGUAAGCAGAUCUAUAGCGACUGCGGAACUAAUUUCAUCGGUGCCAAUAAUGAACUGGCAAAAAUGAUGAAAGAAGCACAACACGACUGGAAGCAGGUAGCAGAACUAUUGGCAAAUCGCGGUACAGAUUGGCAUUUCAUUCCCCCAGCUUCUCCCCAUUUCGGUGGCCUAUGGGAAGCGGGUGUGAAGUCUGUCAAGUACCAUCUCAAACGAGUCAUUGGAAUUGAGAGGCUUACCUUCGAGGAGCUCGCGACGCUUCUAGCACAAGUAGAAGCUUGUCUGAAUUCGAGACCUCUAUGCCCACUAACCGAUAGCAUCGAUGAUUUGAACGCACUAACUCCAGCACAUUUCUUAGUCGGAGAAUCUUUGCAUGCAGUACCACAAGGUGAAACAGAAACAAACAUUACACAUAAAGAUCGCUGGAAACGAGUUCAGGCAUUAUCUGAAGUAUUUUGGAGACGAUGGAAUUCUGAAUACUUAUCUCGGCUUCAACAACGCCCAAAAUGGACAAAAAUACAAGAAAAGCCGAAGAUAGGAGAUUUGGUUCUCUUGAAGGAUGAACGACUUCCACCAACACAUUGGAAUAUGGCGCGAAUAGAACAAACCCACAGCGGGUCAGACGGUUUGGUACGCGUUGUCACGCUCCGCACCAAGUCUGGACAGUUUAAACGACCGAUUACUAAAAUUUGCCUUUUACCUUCAAACAAAACCACGGAACAAACGAGUCUAAUAUAA